This is a messenger RNA of Anolis carolinensis (green anole), 5769 nucleotides long. It is a transcript of the gene fam13a, whose product is annotated as family with sequence similarity 13 member A. Bases 196 to 3288 code for a protein of 1030 amino acids. The record is from RefSeq and is a predicted model, not a curated record. The transcript is spliced from 24 exons. Gene Ontology annotation, biological process: signal transduction. Lineage: Eukaryota; Metazoa; Chordata; Lepidosauria; Squamata; Anolidae.
CUCGGGAGCCCCGUGGAGGGGCCUUGCGCGCAAAGGGGCGCCUUGUGAGGCGAGUGGGUGGCCCUGGCGCCCAAGCCUUAGAGAGAUGCCACGAGUGGGGCUUUCCCUGCCCGCUUGAAGGAGGACUGAGCAGCUCCAGAAGCCUUUCCUGCUUCCAUUCCCUCGGCAUUACUCCUUCCAGACACUUUGGAAAGCAUGGGAGCCGGCGCCUUAGCCAUCUGUCAAAGUAAGUCAGCAGUGAGGCUGAAAGAAGAUAUGAAAAAGAUUGCCUGCGCACCAUUGAAAGGGCAGAGAGGAAUCCCUGUUCGGAGAGUGUUUGGCACGAACCUUCAGGAGCUUCAGCAGCAGGGACUAAGCAAGAACGGCAUUCCAGAUGUGGUCUGGGAUAUUGUUGAAUACCUGACUCGGCACGGUCUAAAACAGGAAGGGCUGUUCAGGGUGAAUGGCAGUCUGAAAACAGUGGAACAGCUGCGCCUGAAGUACGAGAGCGGAGAGGAAGUGGACCUGGUGGCCGACGGAGAUGUCAGCUCAGCUGCCAGUUUGCUGAAACUAUUUCUCAGGGAGCUGCCAGACCGCGUGAUCACUUCUGCGGCACACCCCAAAUUCAUGCAGCUGUACCAAGAUUCCAGACAGCAUGGUCUGAAUGCAAACUCUUUAAGAGAACUCUUGAGACAGCUGCCUGAGGUCCACUAUCGCCUGCUGAAAUACCUUUGCCACUUCCUGAGAAGAGUUGCUGAACAUCACUCAGAGAACAAAAUGAAUAUUUCCAACCUUGCCACAGUAUUUGGACCAAACUGCUUUCACGUAUCUCCUGGAUUUGAAGGUAUGAAGGAGCAAGAGACCUGCAACAAAAUCAUGGCUUACAUGCUGGAAAACUUCAGUGCCUUGUUUGAGUGGGAACACAUGAAGAAGGAGAAUGAAAUGCAUCCAUGUGAGGAAUUGUCAAAGAUUAUAUUGGUGAAAGAGGCCAGCUGCAAGCAAAAUCUGCCUGUCAUUCUGACAAGUGUUGAAAGGGAAACUCCAAAGCGGAGUCCAAGAAACAAGAUCACAAAGUGCAAACAAGAAGGUUCUUCUCUGGCAUUUUUAAUGCCACAGCCAAGGCUCUCAGAUGGAAUUCCCCGUGUUAGCAUCCAUUUAACUGACAGUUCGUGUCCAGAGGAGAUGGAUUUAGCAGACGAUAUCUCCUUCAUGAGCAGCACUGCAUUCUUCACCAGCUCACAAGAGGAUGAAAGGCCUAUGUCACCCUUCUAUCUGAGUGCUCAUGUGCCACAAGUCAACAACAACAGCAUCCCUGCUACUGGAGAGUUUUUAGAGAAGACCAUCAGGUCAGCCGUUGAGCAGCAUCUUUUUGACGUUCAUGGCUCCGGGGGUCAAAGUUCUGAAGACUCUGAAUCUGGGACUUCCUCGACGUCUUCCAAUGUUUCUGCCAGGCAGCGAAGGCGGCACCAUAAAGAACAGGAUGAAGCCCGAAGAACCCGAGAGAGGGAGGUCAUCAAUAAAGAGAAUAUUCCUUCUGGCUUCAGUGGCAUUGACGAGUGUAUGCUGACAGCCCAAGAAGUAGAAAAACUGCAAGAGAACAGCUCUGGAUACGUAGGAGAAAGAAGUAAACCCAAGCGACAGAAAUCCAGCUCCAAACUUUCCGAGCUGAAUGACAACCAGGAUACCCUUCUGACGAUGGAAACAUUUGCUCCCCUGAGACCUGUGGACAGAACAGGACCAGAUGACGACAUGGAAGUGUUUUCAGAAGACAGCAAAGACAGUGAAAGUGACGGUGACAUAUUCAGACACUCUCAGUGUUUGACCAUGAAGAUCCAGGAGCAUCCCAGCCUUCCCGAAACCAAAUUACAGAGGAACCAAGACCCUGAUGGCCAGGAAGAGACUUUUGUAUCAGAAGUGCCUCGACUGGACUUGACUGCCUUGUGCAGCGACAACAACUGGGAAGAACCUGUCCCUGCUUUCUCCUCCUGGCAGCGUGAUGGCUUAGAUUCCGACGAAGCCCGCCUCUCCCCUCAGGCCGGCCGCCUCAUUCGCCAACUUUUGGACGAGGACAGUGAUCCAAUGUUGUCCCCUCGUUUCUAUGCCUAUGGGCAAAGUCAGCAGUACCUUGAUGAUACAGAAGUGCCUCCUUCCCCUCCCAACUCACAUUCAUUCAUGAGGAGAAGAAGCUCAUCUUUGGGAUCUUACGAAGAUGACCGAGAGGAUUUAACACCCGCUCAACUGACACGCAGGAUUCAGGGGCUGAAGAAAAAGAUCAGGAGGUUUGAAGAAAAAUUUGAAGAAGAGAGGAAAUACCGACCAUCACACAGUGACAAAGCUGCCAACCUGGAAGUGCUGAAGUGGACAAACGACCUUGCAAAAUUUCGGAAGCAGCUGAAAGAGUCCAAACUGAAGAUGUCAGAGGAAGAUCUGGUUCCUGUGAUGCGCCAGAGGAGCAAUACACUUCCCAAAAGUUUUGGCUCUCAGCUGGAGAAGGAGGAGGAGAAGAAGCAAGAUGUGCCUGAUAAAUCAUCAAAGCCAGCAGUAGAAGCAACUCUGGAAACCAUGCAAAAGAAACUCCAGGAGAAAAGGGCAGAGGCAAACAGGCCUGAAGACAUUAAGGACAUGACUAGAGACCAGAUAGCCGCAGAGAAAGUAGCUCUUCAGAAAUCCCUCUUGUAUUAUGAAAGCAUCCACGGAAGACCAAUAACAAAGCAUGAACGGCAUAUGAUGAAGCCACUAUAUGACAGAUACCGUUUGGUCAAGCAGAUCCUCUCAAGGGCCAACAGCAUCCCAAUUAUUGGUUCCCCCUCCAGCAAACGGAGAAGUCCUUUGUUGCAGCCGAUUAUUGAGGGAGAAACUGCUUCCUUUUUCAAGGAGAUAAAGGAGGAAGAGGAUGGUUCUGAGGAUGACAGCAACACAAAACCAGAUUUCACUGUCACCAUAAAGUCAGACUUCAAUGUGAGAAGUUUUUUGGACCAACUGGAAGAUGACACAGAUGGCUUUGUUUCUCCAGUGGAUGACAGGAUUCCUUCAAGAGGUGGCCAAGACAUGGGGCUGUCAAAUCUUCAUGCUGCAUCUAUGCCAGAACUUGUAGAGCAGCUUCAAGAAGUCAGGGAAGAGAAAAAGAGGAUCAGGAAAAAACUAAGAGAUUUUGAGGAUAAUUUUUUCCGUCAAAAUGGAAGAAAUGUCCAGAAAGAGGACCGUACUCCUAUGGCUGAAGAAUAUAAUGAAUACAAGCAGGUUAAAGCCAAGCUGAGGCUGCUGGAGGUCUUAAUCAGCAAAAGAGAUUUUGGCUCCAAGAUCAUGUAAUGAAGGCAAAUUCAACAUAGCCAGUAGGGAUAAGAAGUUGACCAAGCCAAAGGAAUGAUUGCUCAAAGAACUCAACAAGAGCCUUAUACCUUGACGGCCUUUUGGGCAGCUCUCCCUGGACUGUGGCUCACAGAAGAGAGGAAGGAAGGGUCCCAACGCCUUUCUUCAUACUUGUGGCCUGCUUUUUGCCUCCAAACUGGUUACCAAAGCCAGCAGAAGGUGGAAUAAGGAGGAAUGAAGACAUCCUCCGAAGGCUCUGCCCCAGAAGGUCCUUUGGCUUUGAUCAGCCUGUGACUUGUGAGCUGCUCAGACUGCGUCUGAUUUAUACCUUCUCUAACACAUCACUGCAAAAGAGGCAAAACUAGUUUGAGCUAUCACAGAUCUCCAAAUAAUUGUCGUUGUAAUUGUCAGACCAAUAAAGCACCGGAGUCUGUUUUAAUGAGGAAGGGCUUGCAUUCUAUGACAUUCUAGUUUGCUCCACUUUGAAGCCAGAAUUGCCACUUAACUGGAAAGCAAUACGUUGCUAGCUUGGCCUUCAGUGUGACUUUUUCUUACACUUUUUAAAAAAUAAAACUGUUGGCUUUGUGGAUUUUUUUCCCUUCCUGAAAAGCUAUCUCAGAACUGAUCCUUUGAACAGACAAGAAGAAGAGCAGCUAAGAAAGACGAACCCCUUGGAGAAGUAUUUUUGAGAUACUCAACAAUAGUGAUUUUUGAGUGGAACGGCUCUAAGUACCAAAUGUAUUCCAACUGUGUUCUGAUUUUCAACGUAUGUUUUGAGGGAUCCUGACAGUGCUCAAAAAUGUGAUCGUAGCACAGUUCCUCAGUAAUAAGAUCAGCAAUGGCAGGCAAGUUUCUGUGGAAAACAAUGGCCACAUCUGUUGUUACUUUUUCUGUAAUUAUGUUCUGCAAUGCCCUCUUGUUUUCAUGUCAGAUCUGCCUUAUGUCCCUAUGAUCCUUUCUAGAAGGUCUGAAGCAUGCAGUCCAUUUGUGGCAGAUGUAUGUAUAGAGGUUCCUCAGCAAACAAAAUAAUAUAGGGAUGCUUUUUCUCUGAACUUGUGAAGUUCUCUUAAUGGUGACUUUUUAAAAAACAAAACCAAAGGGCAGUAUCAAUUUGUGCUGUGUCCUUACACCAUUGAUCCCAACAGCGAGAUGUAUUCUUUCUGUUCAUGUUUAGCUGCAACUGUUUGUAUGGCUUUGUUGUUGCUGUACUUCAAAAUAGCUUGUGUACAAUUGUAGGUACAAUGAUGCACUUUAGAGAGAGAGAGAGAGAAUUUUAUAUUUUUUUAAGAAUCAAAAACAAAUAGUAAACAUAACCAAAACUGUACUUUAAAAAAAGAAAAGAAAAGAAAAACCACGGUAUUUUGUCUACCUGACCUUUUUGUUAUGCCGUUCUUCUGGGAAGGAAAAGCAUGCCUAAAAUUCAGCUUUAAGCUCUGUCUAGAGAAGCAAGCAGCUGAAGUCAGCAGAAACUUUUCCUAGGAAGUUUUUAAAAGUGUGUUUGUAUAUUGAAUAAUGGCUGAUCAGAGUUUAUAUGGCUGCUUUCUUAUCUGUAUCUGUAAAAACUGUUAAGUUGUGAACUUUGUUACAAAAUUCACAAAUCCCAUUAAAUUAAUUCUCGUCAAAACUGAAUUGCAAUUACUAAGAUUUUCUGAUUAAAACUGAGGCACAAAAAUGUGGGCCUGGAUCCAAAGAAAUGUGUUCUGUGAGCCUAAGCAGCGGUGGGAAUUCUGCAGCCCUACAGAUGUUGGUGAACUGCAAAUCCUUCAGCAUUGGUUGUGUUGGUCAAUCUGGAGUUGGAUGUCCAGUUACACAUUCCCCAUCCAUACCCUAAAAGGGACUAUAUGCUUGCUUUUCUCUUAUGGCCACAUGGCAGACUGUUUUUGGAACUAGGGGGACAGAAGCUUAAAAGAAAAAUAGCCAAAAAAAUUCACCAGGCCAACACAAGCCAUUAACAUGAGCCUCAUAAUCCAACCCUACUAGACUCAGGAGCUAAGUUCCACUGAGUUCAGUUAUAUACUUUUAGACAUAUGUUAAAGGGUUGCCACCUGAUAAAUUUGUUGGUUUUCAAUCAUUAUUUUAAACACAACUUUUCUUACCAAAAUUGCUGCUUGUCAUUUGUAUUAAAAAUAUGUGAUAUAUCUGCUUUCAGAAUCUAGAUUAAGAUAGCUUCUGUGAAAACAUCUUCUUCUAGGACACUUAUAGACUAUUGCAGCAUGAACAAGAAUGAUGCAGGGGUGUACCUUAGUUUCCGAUCUGAAUCCCUGUGUGUCUGUUUCAAAAUGCUAAUAUAAACCAAUGAAGCUGAGACGUUUAUUUUAAAGCCAAAUAAGAAUGGUAAUAAUGAACAACUCACAGCUAUAAAUGAUUCCUAGAUUUUAUUUUUUAAAAGAAAAGAAAACCUUGUAAUUUGUUCGCAAGUGAACGAGUGAACAGUCAAAUCAUUAACAGUUUUUUACAUUAAAAUUAAUGUGAAACAAUGAA